Messenger RNA from Aureobasidium uvarum, 919 nucleotides. NCBI's taxonomy places the organism in Eukaryota, Fungi, Ascomycota, Dothideomycetes, Dothideales, Saccotheciaceae. The record is from the annotation of a GenBank genome assembly.
CUCAACAACAUCAAUGGACCACUAUGCUGUACGACAGAGAGUCACCGAUAUGCAGGCCGACUCAUCUGACCAGACAGCGAGUGGACCACAGCUAAGACUAACUGGGAACACGAAAGAAAACAUCUUUUUGUUCGUCCCAAAUCUCAUAGGUUUGUUGGACCCGGAGAUAAAAUAUGCAACCACUGAAGGUGAAUCUANNGGCUAUGCACGAAUCAUCCUCGCUGUAGUAUCUCUCUACUUCAUGCCAAUUCACCCUCGCCGCUGCAGCGCUAUCUACGCAGCAUCAUGUCUUCUCGACGCACUCGAUGGCUAUGCAGCCAGAAAGCUGAACCAAGGCACUAAGUUCGGUGCUGUACUGGAUAUGGUGACCGAUCGAUGUACGACCACUUGCAUGCUUGUGUUUCUAGCUACUGCAAUGCCUAGAUGGGCUAUGUUGUUUCAAUUGCUCAUUAGCCUUGAUUUGGCAAGCCAUUAUGUGCAUAUGUAUGCUACACUGAGCAUGGGCGGUGGUGAACAAAGUCAUAAGGAAGUUGAUGCUGAGAGGAGUUGGUUGCUGCAUCUGUACUACUCGAACAAGGUAAAUCUGGAGGACACUGCUGUCAGUUCUGUGAUUCGGGCUAACCUGAUCNAGGUUGUUUUGUUUACGCUCUGUUUAAUGAACGAGUUGUUCUUCAUCGCCUUGUAUCUCCUCGCUUUUGCCGAUCAAGAUACUUUGCUAGCGGAGUCUCAGGUGACAGCAGUCAUUCAAAGCCAGCCAUGGUCCGCAGGGGCCAUGGAGGUUGCUCGUUUUGUGCCAAAAGCACUAGUGUCGCUGUCUUUGUUUCCGAUGCUGGUCAAGCAGUGGAUCAACGUACAGCAACUGAUCAUCGCAAGUCAAUGGCUUGCUGAAGGCGACGCUGCAGAGCGUGCAAAACGAGAC